Molecule: messenger RNA, 456 nt
Organism: Macrosiphum euphorbiae (potato aphid)
Lineage: Eukaryota; Metazoa; Arthropoda; Insecta; Hemiptera; Aphididae
Source: the annotation of a GenBank genome assembly
AUGAGAAUUACAGUAUAUAAUGUUACAUUGGAUCAAAUGAUUAAUGGUAUUGAUUUGAGAUUUAGUCAGGAAACAUUAAAUAUGAUAAAAAGCAUUGCCAAUGUACUAGAAUUAAAUGUUGACGACAACGAUAUCACCAUUUUAACCAAAACCUUUCAUUUGGAAGCUGAAAUGUUAAAAAGUGAAAUAAGUCUACUUCAACAUACAGAUAAUGUACCCAAAAGUACUAUAAAAAAUUGUGAUACGUGGAUAAAAUGGUUAACAGAGUUUAAUAGUGGAAGGGAAACUAUAUUCAAUAAUAUAUUUAAAAUGUUAAAAAUAUUUAUUACUAUUCCUGUAACUAGUUGUUCUUGUGAAAGGGCGUUCUCAAAAUUAAGCUUAAUAAAAACCAAAUUACGUAGUACAAUGCAUCAGGAUCGACUAGAUGGACUUCUCACCAUAAGAAUGGUACUCUGA